AUGCCAGGGUUGCUUUCCUUUCCUUUCCUUUCAUUUUACUUCGUUUUUCUUUUUCUUCUUUUCUCUUUUUUUCUAUUCUUUUCUCUUUUGACUUCCUUUCUUUCUUUCCUUUUGCUUCUGUUUUACUUCUUUUCCCAUUUUCUUCCUUUUUUUUUCAUUUUCUCUUUUUUUGGAUCCUCUUUUUCUGUUUGUCUCCUUUUACUGUUUUUCUUUUUCUUCUUUUUCUCUUCUUUUCCCUUUUUUUUCUCUCGCUUUUCCUUUUCAUCCUUUUUCUCUCACGUCAACAUUUCUUUUUCUUCUGACUUUUCAUUUUUCUUUUCUUUCUUUCUUUCAUUUUCUUUUUCUCGUAACUCUUAUUUUUCUUUUACUUCUUUCUUCCUUUUUCAUCUUUUUCUCUUAUUCCUUACUUUUCUUUUUCUUUUUCUCCGUCUUACUUUUUCAUCUUUUUCUCGUAACUCUUACUUUUCUUUUUUCUUUUCAUUCUUUUCCCUUUUUCUUUUUCAUCUUUUUUCUCUUAAUUUCCUUUUUUCUUUUUCUGCUUUCUUCUUUAUCUCUUACUUUUCUUUUUACUGUUUGUCUUUCUCUCUUUUUUCUUUUUCAUCUUUUUCACUUAUAUCUCACUUUUCCUUUUUCUUUUUCGUCUUUCUCCCCAUCUCUUUUUCAUCUUUUUCUCUUACGUCACACUUUUUUAUUUUUUCUUCUCACUUUUCAUUUUUUUCUUUUUCUUCUCCCUCUCUUUUUUCUUUUCGAUCUGUUCUUCUCAUCUCUCACUUUUCUCUUUUCUUUUCCUUCUUUCUCUCUUUUUCAUUUUCAUCUUUUUCUGUUAUCUCACUUUUCUUUUUACUUUUUCUUUUUUACUUUUUCUUCUUUCUCUCGUUUUCUUUUUCAUUUAUUGUUUUUUUUUCUUCUCUAUCAUCUUUUCCUUUUUCUCUAACUUUUUUCCUUUCUCGUUUUCUUUAUUUCAUUUUUUUUUGCGCUUUCUUUCCUGUUGACGAAGACGCAUCGAAAAGCGAUCAUCAAUUCAUGACGUACCGUAAUGACAAUAUUUUUCUGAAAAGAAAUCGUAUUUUUUUUUCUUUACGCCAUGGGAAGGCAAUAAGAACAAAACCGAAGUGGUCGAUUCAGACAAUAGAAAAUUGUAUCCUUAUAGAAACAUACAAGGCAUCUGAUCGAGCUUCCUAUUUUUUUCUUUUCGAUGUCCGUCAGUUCGCUGCAAUAGUUAUUCCUUCAUGUCCCCCUCCCGCUACUACCCUGUAUUCUGCUUUUGCUAUCUCUAAUUCUAUCUAUCUAUCUAUCUAUCUAUCUAUCUAUCUAUCUAUCUAUCUAUCUAAGGUGUUAUCAUUUAGAAUUCUUCAUACUGAAUUUUAA
Molecule: messenger RNA, 1368 nt
Organism: Acanthosepion pharaonis
Lineage: Eukaryota; Metazoa; Mollusca; Cephalopoda; Sepiida; Sepiidae
Source: the annotation of a GenBank genome assembly